GAGAAUCGCCAGCUCAGUCGCGACCGUUUCGUUUCGAUCCAUCGAUGCCAGCCCGUGUACCGUAAAUCCGCGCUUCCUCGCUCUGCCACCUGGCGACUGAUGGAUUUUAGUGAAUCAGAUCAGUGGAUUAGGAUCAGUGGAUUAGGAUCAGUUCUGAAGUUUUAAAUAUUGGGUUUCUAUGUGAUACCACCUUCUUCUUUCUUCUGAGAAUAUUUCUCCCUAGGAAACUACUCUUUUUAGAAUAUCCUAUACCCUGAAUAUUCCAUCCUGAAUAUUCUACUCUUCCUCUUCUACCUUGAAGAGGUUGACCUAUGCCCCCUUUCCUAGAUCCCUCGGUUCCUACUUCCCUGGUUCCUAGUGGAAACUUUUCUGAGUGGACGAAAUGAGAAAGAAAUUGAGUGGUUUGUGAACAACACAGGUUCGGAGACACAGAGUGUGGUUAUUUCAAGACUUCAUUUCAAAACGUCCAAGUGACUUCCUAAGAAGUGACUUCUAUCCACUCUUCUCUAUCCACUUCAAGCAUCCAAGUGUGCCCCGAGGGGGAAGGAACAUCGUAGUAACACUUGCAAUUAGACCGAAACGCUGAUGAGUAGCGAGCAGCGUUUCCGGUACGCGAUGUAAACACAUGCUUCUAAUGCGCAGACGUCGCUGCUCUGCUCCAUAACUAGAUGGUAAUUGAAACCAUUCCUGGAGUCCCUGGAAAUACGACGAAAUUAAAUAUAGAGUGGGUCCUAAAUCAACCAUGAAAAAUCGGAAAGGGUCCCCCGGGAUUCGAACCCAGGUACUCAGGGUAGUAGUCGGACACGCUACGCACUGCUCCACUGUCCGCCAUGUAGCGAGGCAGGCCUAGAAUUAGAAAAACGCGAUGCAUCUGAUUCUGGUCUGGGCGUUGGUCGCCCUAAUUGGCCGGGUGGACUGCAAAUGCAGCAUAGCACCGAUUGCGGAUGACGAACGAUCGGUCGCCUACGCUUGCACGCACGGCGACCUGAACGACCUCGAGGAGAUAUCCAACGAGGCGGAGUGGAUAGAGUUCACGGUGUCGAGGUUCCAUAAUAUACCGAACGACGCGUUCUCGAGAUUCAGGAACCUCAGGAGGCUGUCCUUUUACAACUGCCACGUGAAUUUUAUAAGUCCGGACGCGUUCGCUGGAUUAAAUCAUCUGGAGUGGCUGAUAUUCCACGGGACCAAGAUCCACGUGGCCAGGACCGCGUGGUUCCGACAUCUACCUAACCUGAGGAGGCUGAUACUCGACAGAUGUGGUUUGGUACAUAUAGAGCCCGACGUUUUCCGCCUGUUACCCAGACUGGAAACGCUGAGCCUGCGCGACAACGAUCUGGACUGCUUACCGACCGAGGACCUCUCUUACCUACGAAUGCUAAAGUCCGUCAGAAUCGACGGCAACCCUUGGCUCUGCGAGUGUCGACAGAGAUUGGAGAAGUACUUUCGAGAUCGAUCCAUCACCCCGGAAUUCGAGUGCUCGAGGGAAGUCUACAUGUGCAGGAAAUACCAGUGCAUGACGCAAAUUGGAUUCCCCGUACUUCCAUCCACCUUGCAUUUCGACAGUUCUCAUAGGGAAGAGACGAUUCGCCAUCAAUUCCAAACAAAUGUGUUCACAUCGUUGGACCGACUUCCGGACAAGACCACGUGGAUAGAGAUAUCCGGUCUGAAGAUCGAUAAACUCCCUCGAUACGGGUUUUUCCGUUUCGGAAACAGCCUGCGCAGCUUGGAAUUGAACGACUGCCGUAUCGACACCAUCGAGAGUGGCGCUUUCGCAGGCUUGCACCGACUGCAGCGCCUCUCGUUGGUCGGUAACCGAUUCACGGUUAUCGGCGCUGACUGGUUCAGGGAUCUACUUAACCUACAGCAGUUAAUUUUGAGAAACAAUCAAAUCGAGCAGAUCGAACGGACGGCGUUAUGGCACUUGGGCGAUAGCCUUCGAUAUCUCGAUGUGAGAGACAAUCGAUUGCGAUGUAUCGCCGUCGAGGAAUUGUCGGAAUUGAAGAAACUGGAGAGACUCGAUGCGGUGGGCAAUCCGUGGAUGUGUGGGUGUCGCAGGAAUCUGCAAAAUUUAUUGACUCUGAAGAACGUUGGAUUCGAGAUUAACGCUGGUCGAUGUUACGAGAACGAGAACGAGAUACCCGAUGCUGUCGAAAGAGGGCACCACCAGACAGUGGACACUUCUCCAGGAAGUGUGCACUGGACCUCCUUCGAAGACAGCGUGAAACAUUCGAACAUCACCGUCGUCAGGCCUGCGCCCUGGAUUCCUGCACCAAGCAUUCCAAUAGCGACGCCACAACCACCCCUUUACGAGGGUUCAUGCUACCCUGAAAAAGUCGACGAAAGAUCCAGGUCGACCUACACCUGUCGAGCCAUCACUUCGAUAGAGGAACUAACGGUGAUACCUUCCACCACCCAUUCGAUACGAGUUAUCCUCUCGAACAUCAAGAAGAUUCCUCAGGGAACAUUCGCGCGCUUCAACGGCUACUUAUCGGAGCUGGAGCUCCGCGACUGCGGCAUCGAGACCAUCGAGCCUCGCGCUUUCUCGAACCUGUACAAUCUAGAGUCUCUCUCUCUUCGAAGCAACCAAAUCGAGGCCAUCAACGCUGACACUGUCCAAGGCCUGAGUAAUCUCAGACAUCUGGAUUUGUCCCAUAAUAAUAUAUACAGAAUUACCAACGACGCGUUCGACGAUCUACCUUACCUCGUGAGCUUAGAUAUAUCCGACAAUUCCAUGAACUGUGUCGGUAUUGAGCAUAUGCUUCAACGACUACGAUAUUUGAAGACCAUACAUGUCGCUAACAAUCCUUGGAGCUGCUUGUGCGGAUUGAAACUUGCGGAUGUUUUGGAUGCUCGUGGAAUUCGGUAUGAUAAGCAGUCGUUGUUGUUGAGGGAGGAUUGUUAUGUUACCGAUGGUUCUACGGUGACUGUAGAACCUCAGACGACACCUAGCGCGCCGGUUUGGAACGAGACUGUGGAAGGAACCUGCAGUAUCUACAGUGAUAAGGAGGAGAUUCGUUACCGAUGCAGCGGCGGGAAUCUACUUUUGCUGCAGUCGAUACCACCUGAGGUCACAGCCAUCGAGUUCCACGAAGGACACCUGCCACGCUUACCAGCAGGGUCGCUCUCCAAGUUCCACAGCUUACGCGAGCUGGUAAUAAGGAACUCUGGCUUAUCCACCGUCGAACAAGGAGGUUUCGACGGUUUGAACAACCUCGAGAAUCUCACCAUCCAAGACAAUCCUCUAGAGAUGAUUGGAUCCUCCUGGCUCAACCUCGAGAACCUAGAGAGACUGGAUCUUCGUGGUAACUCGAUCAAGUACGUCGCUCCUGGCGCCUUCAGGCGUCUGAAUCGCCUUGCUUAUUUGAACGUCGAAGGAAACGACCUGAGAUGCAUUUUUACCAGCGAUUUGAACGAGAUGCCCAACGUGUACAUAGUCGAGUUUUCUGGGAAUCCUCUGAAAUGGAGAUGCAGAGUCGAGUUGGAACAGUUCCUCGAGGCUCGGAAAAUAAGGUUCAUUAGAAUCGAAAAUUCCUGCGAGGGUAAGAAGCUGGUGAGGAAUCUGCUGCUGCAGAACAAGACUGAUGGAUCGUUCGACUGUCCGUCAGAUUGCUCGUCAGCUUCCGGAGUUCGAGGAAGUUUGGUCGUCUUCGUGGUCACGCUGGUUAUACGACUUGGCUAUAUUUAUUGAAUGGUUGAUUGGUGGUCGAUAAAAUCGGUUGGUAAAAUUGGUCGGUAAAAUAGAUUUCUGUGAGAUGAAUGACCAAAGUAUUUACUUACAGUCGGUAAGAUUGUUCGAUGAUUAGUUUUGUUACAAUUUUAUUAGAAAUUUUGUAUCACAGAACAUCAUUUAAAAUUUAUUAGUAUGAAGCUUCUGACUGUAGUAAUAUAUUAUGGAACCGUUAAAUAGUAUUAAACACUCUCAUGGUUAAUUAAUCGAUAAUUUACCGACUGUAAGUAGGUAAAAUAAAUAAUUCUAUUUCUGUGAGAUGAAUGACCAAAGUAUUUACGUACAGUCGGUAACAUUGUUUGAUGAUUAUUUUUGUUACAAUUUUAUU
Hylaeus volcanicus is the source of this 4055-nucleotide messenger RNA. RefSeq names its product slit homolog 1 protein-like. Lineage: Eukaryota; Metazoa; Arthropoda; Insecta; Hymenoptera; Colletidae. The coding region runs from base 866 to 3688 and encodes 940 amino acids. The record is from RefSeq and is a predicted model, not a curated record. Gene Ontology annotation, cellular component: plasma membrane. The transcript has 7 exons. Gene Ontology annotation, molecular function: protein binding.